AAAUAAGGACCAAGUUGAAUCAGAACUCUACUACCGAACAACUUUCUGAACAGUCCCAAUAAUAUCGUUUUCCCAUUCGAACUAUUUGGAUUUGGACAUUUGAUUCGGUUGCCAUCCUUUCACGCUUAGCUCGAACCCCAAUCGAACUCUCGAGCAAGCUUACGGCUUAAUCGAAGCAUGGCCGACGAAAACGUUGUUGACCCGCCCGCCCUAUUCGGCAUGCGAACAAAUGCCAAGCGUAGACACACGAACCUUCUGCGGCAAGCAAGAGAGUUAAUAAACAUCAACGCCACGCGAGAAGAAUUCGAAGCAUUUAUGCCAACUCUCGAACUGGCACACAGUAAUCUCGUUCACAUUCACGAACGAUACGUGGCCGCCGCACAACAUGACGAUGGUGAACUGCACGCAGCAGCCACCUACUUAGAAAGCAUCAACAAUCUGCAAGCCGCAUGUGCUCAAGCAGUCGCUGCCGCCUUACGAAGAACAGCCCCUCGACGCGCAUGGAACAUUUCCAACACCGUGGCCCGUGAGCUCAGUCAAAAUGUAUCAAUUCCUCAACCUAAUCAAGAGAUCGACGUUGUGAGCAUCGUACCAGAGCCGCAACAGCCAAACGGCCCACCACAGCCGAACCAAGACGAUCGAUCGAACGACACGCAGCACGACACCUUAAAUCACGUAAAUUUCGACCUUCACACAGCAGCAAAACAACGCAAAAUCGAUCUUGAAUUUCAAUUGAAGCAAGCAAAAAUAAAACAGGAUCGUGAACUCAAAGAUCUAGAGCUCAAAAACGCGCGGGAACGAGAAGACCUGGAACUUGAAAUUCAGUACGAAAAUCACUUGAUCGAGAGCUGUGGUGGUGCAAUUGGAUCACCGCAAUUAUCGUCCACACCCAACUUACCAAGCAACGUCCCGAUGAAUGAUUUGGUUAACCUUCCGCUUCUGCCAGCUGUCGUUAACUCGAUUCAACCGACGCAACCUAAUUUUGCCCCGUCGCAUCAUUGGCUGAAGCUAGACGUGGCAAAAUUCAAUGGAGACCCCCGUAAAUGGCUUAAAUACGCCCACGGUAUAAGAGCAACGAUCCGAGAUGUAAAUAUGCCCGAAUCGCUGAAACUUCUGGUGCUUCAAGAAAGUUUGAAGGAAGACAUCCAGCGUCGUGUCGCUCAUAUUUUCACGGGUGCGUACACUUUUCAAUCGGCUUGGGCUGAGCUAGAAAAAAAAUAUGGAAGCCCGCACCUUAUCAUACAAGCACACGAUCAGCAUAUGCAGCAGCUCCUUUCAUUCAGAAACUGGGACUUUAACGCACUCUUUAAUUUGGCCGCUGCAGUACGCGACGCCGUGUCAAGCGUAGAUGAAAGCCACGUCAUGAUGUUCAACACCGUCGCCAACUUACUUCAUACCAAAUUGCCAAUCAACUUACAAACAGACUGGGGAAAAUAUGCUUAUGGUUUAGACAGAAUGGCCACCUUAAAAGAUUUCGACAAAUGGAUCGAUCGCGUGCUCAGCGCUGAAGAACUUCGUGGCGGAAAGCUAUCGUCAUCCAACGCAAUAAACGCUGUUAAAAACCCCGUUCAGCCUUCAAAUAGCAACCAUCAGUUGGGAAGCUACACACCCGGAAGCAGCAACUACAAUAACCGCGGACCGACCGUUCUCGCAGGAUCCUUAUCAAACGUUAUAACCCUUUCUGACUGCCCGGCCUGCCAAGAAAGUCCGGCCCACAGGUUAGAGAUGUGCAACGUGUUUAAACGAAUGUUGGUGAAUGCCCGCGCAUCGCUAUGUGCAACCAACAAUCACUGCUCAAGUGUCUCAUCCGCGGCCACUAUGGACGGAAAUGCAACUCAACUGAAUCGAAAUGCAAGGAGUGGCAGGGCCCGCAUCAUUCGCUGCUUCACGGAGCCGAACGACAGUUUCCCUCCUCAUCGCGAAACCAAGGUAAAAACCAUACUAUAUUAA
Daphnia magna is the source of this 1950-nucleotide messenger RNA. RefSeq lists its product as uncharacterized. The record is from RefSeq and is a predicted model, not a curated record. Lineage: Eukaryota; Metazoa; Arthropoda; Branchiopoda; Diplostraca; Daphniidae. The transcript has a single exon. Bases 178 to 1950 code for a protein of 590 amino acids.